Symbiodinium necroappetens is the source of this 5310-nucleotide messenger RNA. The record is from the annotation of a GenBank genome assembly. NCBI's taxonomy places the organism in Eukaryota, Dinophyceae, Suessiales, Symbiodiniaceae.
AUGUGGGGGCAUGGCAUUGGGCUUCUGGAGCUGCAGUGCUUGUGCCAGGGUCAGUGGAUCAGACUUUGGUCACGGUUCGGGUCUCAAGGUGAGCAUUGGCGGCAGGCCAAAGUCGAGCUCCCCGCUCGAGCAGAGAUGCUGCGCUUCGUGCACUCCGGUUUUUUCGGCGACGCCGACCUGGCCUUGGACGCCCUCCUGGCCUGGGAGGCCGCUGCGGCCCCUACGCCCUACCUCAGCAUGUCCGCCGGUAUUUCGCACAAUUGCGCCCUGCUCCAUCACCAAGGUCUAGUGAAGUGCUGGGGGUUCGGAGGAAGUGGGCGCCUGGGCUAUGGCAGUCAGGCAUUUGCGCCGGGCCAGGCUCCCAACGAGAUGGGCGCCGCCCUGCCUGCCGUGGAGCUCAGCCAGCCCGAGCAUUUUGUCCGAGCGACGCAGAUAGCUUGCGGCGCCCGGCACAGCUGCGCAGUGCUCGAAACCGGUGACCUGAAGUGUUGGGGUGACAACCACAAUGGGCAAGUGGGCCAGGGGCCUGAUUCCGGGCAUGAUGAAUUCGUCGGCGACGAGCCCUUCGAGAUGGGAGUGUUUCUUCCGGCCAUUGACCUGGGUGGUGUGAACGUUCUCCAGGUCGCUCCGGGUGAGGAUCAUACCUGUGCUUUGCUCCAGGGCGGGGUGGUGAAGUGCUUCGGAAAAGGUGACAUGCUUGGCUUGGGAGACGCGAUGGACCGUGGCGACAAUCUGGAGGAGAUGGGCACGCAGCUUCCCACCAUCGACCUCGGCACGGACUUUGAAGCUGUGCAGCUGGUAGCAGGGUCCUACCACACUUGCGCCUUGUCUCGCCAAGGAGCAGUUAAAUGCUGGGGCUGGUGGGAAUACCUGGGACUUUCCGAGAAUCUCGGGAGCUACGGCUACGUCGGCACCGGUCCCGGCGAGAUGGGCGAUGCUUUGCCUGCGCUGGACUUGGGAGGAAAUCUCCCCUUUGCUCAGCUAAGCGCCGGUUUCUUGCACACCUGCGCAGUGCGGGUCGAUGGCGUGGUCAAGUGCUGGGGCGAGGGCUCUGAUGGGGAGCUGGGCCAUGGCAGCACGGAAAUGGCAGGGGACGACCCUGGCGAGAUGGGCAUCAACCUGCCCGUCACGGACCUAGGCGAGGGAGCCAGGGCGGUUCGCAUCGCCGGCAGCGGCUACCACACUUGCGCCAUUCUGCAAGACGCAUCCCUCAAGUGCUGGGGCUACGGCGGUCAGGGCCAGCUUGGCCAAGGCAACGCGGAGAAUCUAGGCGACGAGCCUUCGGAGAUGGGCUCUGCCUUGCGUGCUGUGGACGUGGGGCUGCACGGAGUGCGGGGUGUGACCUGCGGCGGCUUUCACACCUGCGCGCUGCUGGAUGACGACAGCGUCAGGUGCUGGGGUGCGAACGAUGAAGGGCAGCUGGGCCAGGGAAGCAGUGUGAACGUCGGGAAUCUGCAGGGCCAGAUGGGAGCGGCCUUGGUGCCCACGGAGCUCUUCGUGGUGCUGUUGGGUGCUGAGGAUGGCCUGGAAGGGUUGAGCCUCCUCCCAGCAGGUGGUCCUCAAGGUCUCUUGCAGCUCUCUCACCAGGGCUCUGAUGGCCUGGUCUGCGACGACGGCUUCGACCAGGCCGCUGCGGAGGUCGCCUGCCGUGAUUUGGGGAUGGCUGGGGGCGAGGUCUUCUCGGAGGAUGCCGGGUUUCCCGGCGCCAUCCUGGCCGACAACAUCAGGUGCACGGGCCAAGAGGCGAGUCUGCGGGACUGCCGCUUUCGCGGCUGGCACGUGCACGACUGCUCCUUCCGGGAAGCUGCAGGCAUCCGGUGCCAGCUGGAUGCAUGGAGCGAGUACACAACAGCUGGAGGUCCAGAUGGACGGCAAGACUCCUCCAUGGUUUGGGACAUCGAGACGCAGUCAGCACUUCUUUUUGGUGGCCAUGCCAGUAAUGCGUUCCUCUACUUUGAAGACCGCUGGCGCUAUGACUGGCCUCAAAGAGCUUGGAGGGAAAUCCGGCCCGACGGCCCGAAACCAAGCACCCGAUCGGGGCAUGCAGCUGUGUGGGAUCCCCAGUCCAGGUCCAUGAUGAUCUUCGCGGGGCGUUUCCUUGCAACCUUCUACAAUGACCUCUGGCAAUUCAACGUCGAGGACGGCUCCUGGAAGCUUCAGAUUGUGGCUGUGCUGCCGCAAGCUCCACAAGCCCGAGCUUACCACACUGCGAUCCUCGACACAGCGGAGAAUGCCCUACUGGCCUUCGGGGGCGAGAGCAGUCAGGUCCUUGGAGAUCUUUGGCGCUACAGCCUCGUCGAGAGGCAGUGGAGCCAGUCCUUGGCCCUGGGGCCAGAAGCCCGCAGCCGGCAUAGUGCGGUGUGGGCGGCUUUGACCCGGCAGAUGCUGGUUUUUGCAGGAUGGAGUGGCGAGCACUACCUGCAGGACCUGCACUACUAUGAUGCCUCAGCAGACAGAUGGGGCGAAGUGCCAGCCGCUGGACAUUGGCCCGCGGCCCGCAACGGCCAUGCGACUGCCUGGGACCCUGUUUCCAAGAGCAUGCUGAUAAUGGGGGGCACCCAGAACGCCAGCGACGGUUUGAGCUACACGAAUUCACUCUACAACUUCAGCCUUCUCAGUGGCUCAUGGCAGGAGGAAGGCUUGCAAGCUGGCCUGCCAGGUCCGUCCGGGCGCACAGCUCUAGCGAUGGUUUGGGACGAGAAGUCCCGUGGGCUAUUCGCUUUUGGUGGCUUCAACGCCUCCUACCUGCAGCAGAGCUGGAGAUAUGCCGCCAGCCAGACCAACCCACCCCUUGUGGUUCGUUGCGAGCUGGGCAGCAACUGCUCCUUUCGCUUCGGGAAUGCCGCGGGCAUUGGCGCUAAGCACGUGUGCUCUGGCUCGGACUUUCUGGACGGACUGCUCUUCGUGGUGUCUGAGGAGGAUCAUUGGAGCCUCGAAAGCCCACAUCUCCUGCUGGAGCCUGGACAGCACCGUCUCUGCGGGUGCGAAACCAGCUGCAGCCAUCCCAGCGACUAUCAGGUUGCCAUCGGCUACUUUCUGGUGCAAGGGCCUUAUUCUGACCAAUCGGCCGAAUGUUACCUAGGCUCAGUCUGCACGAUAGACGCUUGGAGAGGCGUCGGCAUCUCUGUCAAUGACCGCGUCGUCAUGCAGAGCCGAUGCGUGAAUGGGGAGGCCUCCAUCAACUACCCGUGGGAACAUGCCAUUGGCGUUACCUUCAAUGAUACCUACGGCUGGCACUCACUGGAAGUCGGCUUGCUGGACAGAGGGGACAAGCCAGAGACUGUGGAGCUCUGCUGGUGCCCCUCGAGCCGUGCUUGUGGCUCUGCAACGGACUAUCUGGUGGUGGCUCUGCGUUUGGAGAUCCUCUGCCCUCCGGGGGAGUACAGCGCCGGCCAAUCGUGCCUGCUCUGCCCGGCGGGCCAGUUUUGCCCGGGGGGCGUGGAACUGCAGAGCUGCCCAUUCGCGAGCACCUCGGAGCCUGGCGCACGCCCGGCGCCCAGUGGACAGCACUGGUGUCAAGACAUGUCAGCUGUCUUCUCCCCCGCCCUAGGCGAGCUCUCCGACUGCAAGGGGCUCUUCGACAUCUCAGGCGGUUCACAAAGCAGGCAGCCCUGUGGCUCUUUUCAGACCACCGCUAGCGAGAUGUCGCCGGAUACCUCGCACUGUGUCUGCGAGGCGGGCCGCUUUCUGGAUGGAGGGAGCUGUGCUUUGUGCCCUGUCGGGCGCUUCAAGACAGACAUCGGAGACUUCUCGUGCACGCAGUGUGGCGCCGGGACCAGCCAUGGCAACAGCACCGGACGCGUCGAGCCCUGCAGGUGCCGGCCGGGCUAUGGCUUCGAUGAAGAGACGGCGCAGUGCACGGUGUGCCCUCCCGGCGAAUACAAAUCGACGGUGGAGAACGCACUGUGUAGCCGCUGUGCCAGCGACAAGACCUCCAUGCAGGCCGCUACGUCCGUCCUCGACUGCAGCUGUCGGCCGGGCCUGGCGGCUGAGGGCAGCCUCUGCCGGGAUUGCGAGGCGGGCUUUUUCUGUCCGGGCAUUGGCGAAGAGCGGCAGUGCCCAGAGGGCGCCACCUCGCGAGCCCGCUCCGAGCAGCAGGCAGACUGCAGCUGCCUCCCGGGUUUUUACUUCCGUCCGGACGGGUCCUGCUGGCCUUGUCCCGAGGGCUUCUACAAGGAGGGCGAGGGCAAUGAUGCCUUCUGUCCCCGCCAGUGCCCCACAAACUCCAACAGCACAGCUGGUUCCACUAGCCCGUUGAAUUGCUUCUGUGAUCCAGACUACUACGCGGAAGUCCACACCUCGGGGUUCAUCAUAAGAUGCAUUGAUUGCUCAAUUCUUCCAAACAUGCGUUGCCUCGGUGGUCUUGAAGACUCACGGCUCUUGAAUGAGACGGGCUCCCACUCCAUCCCAGUGGCCAAGGAAGGAUUCUUCCAGACAGGAAAGGCCACGGCCAUAAAGUGCCGGGUGCGCACUGCUGAGGGCGACAGCGCCUGCAUGGGCAGUCAGCCUGUGAGAGAUCCGUGCCUGAACGGCUCAAGCACCUCAUCGUGCACCGAGUUGGACGGAUUGGGGAACCGAUGUGCUUCAGGCUCCCAGGGGAUGCUUUGUGGCGAGUGCCCUGUGGGCUGGGCGCGGGCUAGCUUCCAGGCCCCAUGCCAGCAAUGCCAAAGCUCCGAGCUCACCCUUCUCUUCUCCGUGCUUUUUGACAUUUCUUCGAAGGCCGCCCUCAACUUCAUUGUGGCCUCCAUGGCAGCCACCGCGGCCGUGCGGGGCAGCGGGAAGCUGCACACGUCGCUCAUUCGUAUCGCCAUUCAGUGGUUCGCUGCCUGCUCUGUGAUCCAAGUCUUCGAUUUAGACCAACUUCGGGUCUUGGCCUUCGAGCCGCCCUCUGGAGCGGGCCCAGCUGCAGUUCUUCCCUGGCCUCCUUGGGUACAAGAUGCCCUCCGGGACGUGCUGGCCUUCUUCUCCAUGGUCCAGCUCCAGCUGUCGGUUCAGUUCUCCUUGCACUGCGUCGCGGCGGCUUCCUUCCCCAGCAAGCCCUCGGAGGCCCAGAACGAGGCCUUGGCCAUCUACUUCCUCUGCCUACCCGUCUUCACCACCCUGGCAACCGUGGCCCUCUGUGCCCUGGGAGUCUACGUGCUGGUGCCCUUGGCCAAGCUCCAAGGCUUCGCCUUCAACCGCGUGGAGAAGAGGAAGGUCAUGCAGAAGCUCCGGGAUGCCAUGGAGCCCACGCUGAAGGCCUGCGGUCUAAGCUGGGAGGAGGUCGAGGACUCCGGGAUGCUCGAGGUGAGCCUGGCAGGUUUGCAGGAG